AUGACUCAACCAAUGGCCCUCAGGGCUACAUCGUCAACGUGCUCGAUAAAAGACCAUAACCAAUUUGGGCCGAUCGUGAAUCAAGAUUGUUACAAUGGCCUUGAUUUCACUCUCUUGUUCGAAGAGGUCUUUUACUCCAUCGUACCCUCUACCAUCAGUAUCGUUUGGGUAGUGGUGCGAAUGUCCCAGCUACGACACGAAAAGAUCAUGGUGACGCGGCGGUGGCUAUACUGGUGCAAGAUGACAGCAUAUUCAGCACAAAUAAUAGCCCUAAUCGUCCAGUUGGUGCUAUACGCCUCCAGCCCGCAGACAUACUUGUCUUCUGCGGCCGCCAUUCUAUCGACCAUAGCCACCAUCGCCCUCGCCAUUGGGUCGCAUAUAGAGCACCGGCGCUCUUUGCGCCCCUCAACAGUGCUCGUGCUGUACCCUCUCAUCAUGAUCCUCUUCGAUGUUGUGCACAUACGGACGCUGUGGUCUGUUGAUGGACUAAAUCGCGUCGCAAAUGUCUGUCUUACGGGGUUGGGGAUCAAGUCUGUCCUUCUGGUAUUUGAAUCGUUUCCUAAGACGCGCUUCAUGCAUCCAGAAUCCAGUAUUCGUAGCCCCGAAGAGGUAGGAGGUCCAGUAGGCAGAGGCCUUCUCUGGUGGCUCAAUCCCCUCUUUGUUCUAGGGAUGGGAAAAAGGCUUACGCUUCAUGACCUGUUUUCGUUGGAACCUACGAUGAUUCCUACCACCAAAAAGCACCAUCUUGCAGUGCUAUGGGAGCAAACCAAAGAAAAGACCAAGCCCCACACAUUGCUCUAUCUGGCUAUUCGGGCUUUCUAUUGGGAGAUACUAGCCUGUGUCAUCCCUCGACUAUCAUACGUUGGACUUGUAAUUUCACAGCCGUACCUUAUUCGCAGAGCAGUCAAGUUAUUCGCCCUCCCUCAUAGCGACAAUGCGCGCGGUCGUGGAAUCCUUCUUAUUGCAGCGUUUGCUCUGGUGUAUGGUGGCAUGGGGAUAACACUGGCUCUAUCAAAGCACAAAGCCGUCCGGCUCAUCGCAAUGAUGCGAAGUGCUUUGAUAACAAUGAUAUACGAUCAAUCAUUGCGCCUACCGGCAUCGCAAGACCAAGACCGCGUAAUCACUGCCAUCAGUACAGACAUCGAACGGAUUUGUCUUGGUCUCCAGGCAUAUUACGAAUGCUGGGCAGCGCCAAUUGAACUGGGGCUUUUUUUUUGGUUCAUUUAUAGAGAGCUCUAUGAGACCAGCAUAGCAGCCAUGCUUCUCUCUUUGGUGGCUGUCGUUGGGGUGGCCCUACUGGCACCCUAUGCUAUCCAGAAGCAGGCUGCAUGGGUCGACGCAAUUCAAAGACGGGUAUCUAUAACAGUAGAGCUCAUCAACGGAGCCAAGGGGGUCAAGAUGUCAGGGCUCGUCGACCGGCUUCACACAAUUCUGACUGCCCUGCGUCUGGACGAGAUCUCGGCAUCAAAAGAUUCUCGUUCAUUUUCAAUGACUAUAUUUACACUUGGAAGCAUGCAUUCCAUUCUGACACCGACUGUGUCAUUUGCAAUUUACAUGUUUGUGUCGCGCUCUGAAAAUGGAGAGAUUGGGACCCUCGAUAGCCCACGUGCCUUUACCUGCCUAGCUUUGCUUGAGCUCUGUGGCGAAUCGCUCUUGGCCUUGCUGCAGAACAUCGCCAAUGUGGCUUCGGCUGCCGGCUGUAUUGGUCACAUCCAAGAGCUUCUGUGUGCAAGCGAACAUGAAGCCAGCCAAAAUCGCCAGCAGCUCUCCUUCCCAGUGGAAUCCGAAAACAGUCCACCUCCCUGCGUAGUGGCUGAGGAUGUGUCCACGGGGUGGCAUGGCCCCAUCCUACACAACUUAUCAUUUAGGAUAUAUCCCUCGUCACUGACAAUGCUCAUUGGACCCGUAGGUUGUGGGAAGUCCACGUUGCUCCAGGCUAUUCUUGGAGAGACGACAUACACCACGGGCACGAUACUUGUAAAUGCCUCUCAGAUUGCCUACUGUAGCCAGACACCGUGGCUCGUCAACGACACGAUUAGGCAAAACGUUCUGGGGGCUAGCACAUUCUGUGCAGACAGAUAUAAACAGACCAUCAGGGCCUGCGGCCUUGAAAAAGAUAUCGAACUCUUUCCUGAUGGCGAUGAGACAUUCGUUGGGACACAGGGCGUGUCUCUCAGUGGGGGACAAAAGCAGCGUUUAGCGUUAGCGCGUGCAGUCUACGCCAGGACAGACCUAGUUAUCCUUGAUGAUGUCUUAGCUAGUCUUGACCCAGUGACAAAAGAGCAUGUUUUCGACGAGUUACUAGGUCCUUGGGGCUUAUUUAGGAGGCUCGGAACGACUGUGAUCAUGACGACAAGCCUGGAGCAUCAACUGCCUCACGCGGAUCAAGUCAUCGUCCUAGAUGGAUAUGGAUCGAUCUCAACUCAAUAUUCUCAGAGAUCCGCCUGUACUGACACUCCAGAGUGCAAUGAGUGUAAUACCCACCUUGAGAGUACAGAUGAGAAAAAGACCCCCACCAUGGCAGUCCAAUGUAAGAGCAUCACGUCAAGCGACGACGAUGACGAGGUCAGCCUGAAUCGCAAAGUCGAGAGUCCAGGCGGGGAUGGACCGCAAGCGAGCGACUUUGCGACUUACAGAUAUUAUCUGUCAACAGCUUCCUGGCAGAGAUGGUCCAUGUUUCUCACUACGCUGGCGGCUGCCAUAGCUACCAAGACCUUCAUGUCCACAUGGAUAAAGUGGUGGGCACAUGACAAUGACAUGGAGCCCAAUCGCAACUUGAAGAUGCGAGUUGCGGUCGACUGCGCUCUCUGUGGAUUAUACGCUGGAAUGUUCUGUCUCACCCAGUGUACCGUUGUUGACAGCUUGUAUAGGGCACCGAUGUCGUUCUUCACAGCCACCGAUUCGGGAACUACAAUUAACCGCUUCAAACAAGACCUAGAGCUAAUCGACUUCGAGCUGCCCCUCGCCGUGUUCGUCGCAAGUGCCGCCGUGCUCCAUUGCAUCGCAGGAAUAAUAGUAAUCAUUGUCAACGUUCACUACAUGGCCGCAAUUAUCCCCCUAGCGGCGAUCAUAAUCUGGGCCAUCCAAACCGUAUAUCUCCGGACCUCACGCCAACUCCGAAUCCUCGACCUGGAAGCAAAAGCCCCGGUACUCAAACACUUCAUCGAAACGCUCAACGGACUCGCAACAGUGCGCGCAUUUGGCUGGCAGAAACAGUACAGGUGUGCCUUGAACGCCCACCUCACAGCGUCGCAGAAACCGUUUUACCUGCUGCUGUGUGUCCAGGUGUGGCUUGGUCUGGCACUGGAUUUUGUCUUGACUGGUUUUAUUGUGCUACUUAUGGGUAUUGGCGUCGGUACUCUUGGCGACCUCCCUGCCGGGGAUAUGGGUCUCGCUUUGACUAGCACCAUUACCAUUGGUAUCUAUGUGAAAACCUUGGUUAGGUUCUGGAUGAACCUUGAGACGUCGCUGGGGGCUGUCACCCGGGUCAAGGACUUUGAACAAGGCCUAGCUGGGGAAGAUCUAUCCGGCGAGAGCGGCAUUGUGCCGGUAGGUUGGCCAACGCAAGGCUGUAUCCAGUUCAAAGGGGUGACUGCCUCCUAUGAAGGUCACUCUAACCCGGCCCUAAAGGACGUCUCAUUCACGGCGCGCCCAGGCGAAAAGGUCGCCAUAUGUGGUCGAACAGGCAGCGGGAAAAGCACCUUAAUAGCCGCCCUAUUCCACAUGAUCAACCCAUUUAACGGUCAAAUCCUAGUCGACGGGGUCAACAUAGCAACCAUCCCCAGACAGAGACUGCGAGAGUCAUUGAACGGCCUUCCCCAAGACUCAUUCCUGCUCCACGGCUGGACGCUCCAUGAAAACAUUGACAUGUUCGCGACUAGCUCGGACCAGGCGAUCGUCGAGGCUUUGAAAGCUGUGGACUUGUGGAGAGUGGUCGAGAAUGACUUGAACGGGCUUGACACUAUUGUGAGGGAGAGUACCUUUUCGCACGGCCAGAGACAGCUGGCUUGUUUGGCGCGCGCGAUGGUGAGGCUUGGCAAUGUGCUUGUUUUGGAUGAGGCUAUGAGCAGCAUCGACACCAAAACCGAAGCACAAAUGAAGCUGGUGAUGCAAUCCCACUUUCAAAACCACACCAUUCUGGCAGUGACGCACCGUCCCUCGACCGUCCUUGACUUCGACCGCGUGCUAGUCAUGGAGAGCGGGCGGAUCGUCGAGAACGGUGUCCCGCGGGAACUGAUCGGACGGCCCAGUAGGUUUUUGGAUCUUUACGUUAGUGCGGGGGAGGGAGGGUGAGCUGUGGAUU
Messenger RNA from Aspergillus candidus, 4303 nucleotides. Its product is annotated as P-loop containing nucleoside triphosphate hydrolase protein. Gene Ontology annotation, cellular component: membrane. Lineage: Eukaryota; Fungi; Ascomycota; Eurotiomycetes; Eurotiales; Aspergillaceae. Gene Ontology annotation, molecular function: ATP hydrolysis activity; ABC-type transporter activity; ATP binding. The record is from RefSeq and is a predicted model, not a curated record. Bases 1 to 4293 code for a protein of 1430 amino acids. The transcript has 15 exons. Gene Ontology annotation, biological process: transmembrane transport.